Messenger RNA from Pseudophryne corroboree (corroboree frog), 1189 nucleotides. It is a transcript of the gene FCF1, whose product is annotated as FCF1 rRNA-processing protein. Gene Ontology annotation, cellular component: nucleolus; small-subunit processome. The record is from RefSeq and is a predicted model, not a curated record. NCBI's taxonomy places the organism in Eukaryota, Metazoa, Chordata, Amphibia, Anura, Myobatrachidae. The transcript is spliced from 8 exons. Bases 87 to 683 code for a protein of 198 amino acids.
CAGGGAGAAGCUCUACGGGAGGUUGGCGAUGACGUAGUAGUCGUGCGACGGGACACAGCAGCAGCAGCAGCAGCAGCAGCAGCAGCAUGGGGAAGCAAAAGAAAACUAGGAAAUAUGCCGUGAUGAAAAAGCGGAUUAGCCUCAAUGAUCAGCGCAUUAAAGAGAGCGAUCGGGCGAAGACUCAGCAGAAGAAGGAGAAAGAUCUGAGUGCCAUAAAAGAGAGAGAAGUUCCCCAGGUUCCAUCCUGCCUCUUCUUCCAAUAUAACACUAAUCUGGGUCCCCCUUACUAUGUCCUGGUGGAUACGAACUUCAUUAACUUCUCUAUCAAAGCCAAGCUGGAUAUUGUACAGUCCAUGAUGGAUUGUCUCUAUGCCAAGUGUGUUCCAUGUAUCACCGACUGCGUCAUGGCGGAGCUGGAGAAACUGGGACAAAAAUACAGAGUAGCUCUCAGGAUCGCCAAGGACCCAACAUUUGAGAGACUGCCGUGCACUCACAAGGGAACCUAUGCAGAUGACUGUCUCGUCCAGAGAGUUACUCAGCACAAAUGCUACAUUGUGGCCACAGUGGACCGAGACCUGAAAAGGAGAAUCCGAAAGAUUCCUGGCGUUCCUAUCAUGUACAUUUCAAACCACAGGUAUAAUAUUGAGAGGAUGCCGGAUGACUACGGAGCUCCGCGCUUUUAGGGUUCUGGUCUCUCUUACUAUGGAGCUCUAGAUUUGGACCAUUUCCGCAUUGAAGAUUUGUGGCCGAUCUAUUGUCCCGUCUUCUGCACCUUGGGCAGUACACAGUAAUAUUGCUUUCAUCAAGUGCCUCCAAAAGACCCUACACAGAGCAGAGAUGUCAUUUUCGGUGACAGGGUUGUAUAAUCUUUGGGAGCUGGAGCUCCUCACCUGUAAAGCCACAUAGCCGCAGCAAAGCGCAGCAGUGUUUCGGUACAUUGGCCCUCAUUCCGAGUUGAUCGCUCGCUAGCUAUUUUUUGCAGAGCAGCGAUCAGAUGGUCACCGCCUCUAUGGGAGUGUAUUUUCGUUUUGCAAGUGUGCGAACACUUGUGCAGCCGAGCGAGACGAAAAACUUUUGACAUCAAUGUAUUUGUGGAUGAAUUGUUUUCAACCAGUAAUAAAGUUUCCCAUGUAUAUAAACCGGUAUCGAAUAAAAGUUUUAUAGGAGUAAAUGAAAGAUUCCUACAUCA